Molecule: messenger RNA, 1629 nt
Organism: Epinephelus moara (kelp grouper)
Lineage: Eukaryota; Metazoa; Chordata; Actinopteri; Perciformes; Serranidae
Exons: 13
Coding region: 144-1346 (400 amino acids)
Molecular function (GO): nucleotide binding
Source: RefSeq, a predicted model, not a curated record
ACUGCAGGCUUUUUUGUUCGAAGAAGUGAAACAUCGUUACUGCUGCUGUAGUCAGCACCUCAGUGGACUCUGGACGUGUCUGUGGACGUCUUCCUACAAAAUUGGACAGACGCGGAGGACAGACAGAAGGUUUUGACAGCUGUAUGGGACAAAACAGUUCACAGGGUGGCAAAAUGACGACCCCUGUCCGUGUCAUCGUGAUAGGAGCUGGCAAUCGAGGGGAUAACUACUCCCACUAUGCAUCGAUCCACCCUGAACGAGUUAAGGUUGUUGGAGUAGCUGAUCCAAGGAAAUUUGCUCGCACUAAACUUCAACAGCAACACAAAGUUGUAGAUGAAAACAUAUUUGAAGACUGGCCCAGUGUCAUCGAAAGAGAGAAGUUUGCAGAUGCAGUGUUAAUUUGUACUCCAGACCGCCUUCAUAAGGAACCUGCAGUAGCCUUUGCACAGAAAGGCUACCAUAUUCUGCUGGAGAAACCAAUGGCUACAACUGCAGAAGACUGCAGAGCAAUUGUGGAGGCUUGCACUCAGAGUGGAGUGAUACUAUCAGUGGGCCAUGUUCUCCGGUAUGAUCCUCUCAUCCACAUGAUUAAGGAGCUGAUAGAUGCUGGAGUCAUAGGUGAUGUGAUGCACAUUCAGCACUUUGAGCCGGUUGGGUUUUAUCACUUUGCUCACUCAUUUGUUCGAGGGAACUGGAGGAAUGAAGCAGAGAGCUCGUUUUCUCUUUUGGCUAAAUCGUGCCACGACAUUGACCUAAUACAUCACUGGGCUGGAGCACGCAGGUGUUUGAAAGUGUCAUCAUUUGGAUCUGUAAGCCACUUCAGAAAAAAACACAAGCCAACAGGUGCUGGAGAUCGCUGCCUGGAUUGUGCAAUAGAAAAAGACUGUCCCUACUCUGCACGCAAAAUCUACCUGGAUAGAGUAAAACAGGGUCACACUGGCUGGCCUGUAUCAGUCAUAUGCCAGAGCUCGGACCCAGACAUCGAGUCAGUAACUGAGGCCCUGAAGACUGGACCAUAUGGCCGCUGUGUCUACGAGUGUGACAAUGACGUCUGCAGUAACCAGGUUGUUAACAUGGAGUUUGAAGGGGGUCUGACAGCAGCCUUUUCCAUGGUGGCUUUCACUGAGGAGAUUUGCAACCGAAAAACAACCAUCUAUGGCAGCAAGGGGGAGCUGUCAUAUGACAGCCAUGAAAUACGUGUGUUUGACUUUCUGACCCAAAGAUCCACAACGCACACGCCACCCAGUGAUGCCCCUGGGCACUUUGCCAUGAGGGGACAUGGUGGAGCAGACUACCAUCUUAUGGAUGCUUUUAUUUCUGCUGUGGCGGUGAGAGCUUCUACAUAAUAUUUUUACAUGUAUUUUGUCAAUGUAUGGUUUUCUGAUUUCUUUUCCUCCUCUGUCCACUCCAGAAUCAACUCAUUUGGUUGUUGCUGUAUGUGAACAGUUCACCUUAUAGUGACAGCUGACCUGUCCUUGCAGUUGUUUGGCCAAAUUUAGGACAGAUAAAGAAUAUUCACUUAAUUUGCAUUCUUGUACAUGUGGAGUAGGCACUAAAACUAAAUUUAUAUCUAGAUUUGGAAACACUGAUUGUGAUGGUUGAUUAGCCGUGUGUGUGUGUGUGUGUGUG